AUGCAACUACCCUUGCGGCAAUCACGAACCAAGGGCCAUGCUGGUAUCCUGCAUCCCUAUUCUGAAGGAUUGGUCGCUUUCGAGUAUACCGACGGCCUCGUUCGGAAACCAAACACCCUCCUGUUCAUCGGCGGCCUGGGAGACGGACUCGGCACUGUCGAGUACCUGACAGACCUGAUCACGGCGGUGGAAUACACAUCCUGGUCCGUCUUCUCGCUCAUUCUCUCUUCUUCUUAUAGCGGAUGGGGAGUGGGUCAUUUGGGCAAGGACAUUGAUGAGAUUGCGCGCUGCGUGAAGUAUGUUCGGGACUACAAGCAGGAGUUAUUCGGCGCGGGGAGGAUUGUGAUCAUGGGCCAUUCGACAGGCAGUCAAGACGUCAUGCAUUAUUUGAGUUGUGCGAAUCCGCGACCGCGACACCCUGUGCUGGACAAGAAUGCGGCAGUAGAACCUUCCAAGCGGCUUCCUGUCGACGGAGCCAUCAUGCAAGCGCCUGUAUCGGACCGAGAAGCAAUUAAUUGGGUCAUCCAGGAUGGAACGGACAGGGACGCUCCAGAAGGAAUGCGCGAGAUAUACCAGAGAACUAUUGCGAAAGCCAGAUCUACCCCUUACGAAGAUGACGACGCCCUCGAUACCCUCAUCCCUCUGUCUGUAACAGCUCGAAUUGGGUAUCCAAGCUCAACGCCGGUGAGCAGUCGACGGUUCCUGAGCCUGGCCAGCCCAGACAGUCCAGAGAAACCAGAAGAAGACGACAUGUUCAGCUCCGACCUCAGCGAUGACCAGAUGCAGAAGACCUUUGGCCAGCUGCGCUCUCGGGGACUGCUGGGUUCAAAACUAUUGGUCUUGUAUUCCGGAAGAGAUCAGUCUGUGCCACCGUGGGUUGACAAGGAGCUUUUAUUGAAGCGCUGGUCCAUGGCAGCCGGCCCCGACUACUGGGACACCAAUAGUACGAUCAUCCCGAACGCCUCGCAUGCGCUGAGCGAUGAUGAUCAGGCCGAGCCGAGAAGGAUGCUGGUGGCGCGCGUCAUGUCUUACUUGGAAGAUGUAGAGAAACACAUUGCGAGUUGA
Molecule: messenger RNA, 1065 nt
Organism: Aspergillus thermomutatus
Lineage: Eukaryota; Fungi; Ascomycota; Eurotiomycetes; Eurotiales; Aspergillaceae
Product: putative esterase
Exons: 2
Coding region: 1-1065 (354 amino acids)
Source: RefSeq, a predicted model, not a curated record